GAAGCGUUUUGGGAAAAAAAAAUUAAUUUAGUUUUCCCCCCGUACCCCCACUGGCACAAAACAACGUUUAAGACAAGACCAAUCGCACAAGAAACAAUAAUUAUAUAUAAAAAACCCAAUUUCAAAUUCACAAUCACAAUCAGUGAUCUUGCCUCAGUUCAGUAAUUGUGUUGCUGAGCUGAACAUCUUCUGUAUCAAUUGAGGGUUUCGCCUUCGCUCAUUGUAAUCAUCUUCACCUGUUUUAAUUGAAAAUGCUGGUUUAGCAAUGGGUAAAAAGAUCACAGCGGAUCGUAAUAACCACUGUUUGAGUCAAAGGCUGAGUCAGGUGUCCCUGCUUUCUCUAUCUCAAGAUGAGGGCACCUCGCUAUCACUUUCUGAUGCAGAAGACAUUAUAAUGAAAGAUACAGACACAGAUGCAGGCGCAGACAUAUGCACGGAGGAAGUGACUUCGACUAACAUUUUUGAUGAGUGUGAUAGCAGUGGUCUUCUCAGCCAAGAAGUUUUCGACAUUUUGCUCGUGCUCUAGUUCUCAAGACUAUGUUACACCAGUUGAAAAGGCAGUUGCGAUGGAUUUUGAUAGCAAAAAGGAAAACGUUGCUUGUCCAACACCUCCCAUCAAGUCAACUACUGGUCGAAGUAAAAGGCACAGGCCAGUGAGCUUUUUGAAUGGUACAUCUGAUAACGUUACAUCUUGCUUUGAUCAACUAGCAACACUGAGGGAAGGCUCUGGUUCAGAUUGUUUAAAAACUCCAACAGAAACUGCGAUUGGUCCAAAAAACUAUGUUUCAAAAUCAGCAUUGACCCUACGGAACCGUGCUAGGUCACCACCUUGUGUCAAGAAUCCCUAUAUGCUUGAAAAUGAAGAGUUAAACGAAAGGCUUCAAAGAAGUUAUCGUCGAUCUCCAGCAUGUGGAGUUCGUGUUGAUAAUCAAAGCUUUUUGUCCCGGUAUCAUGCGGAUUUUCAUGAGCUGAAGGAAAUUGGUCGAGGAAAUUUCAGCCGUGUUUACAAAGCAUUGCAUAGAAUUGAUGGCUGCUGCUAUGCAGUAAAACGUUCAGCACGCAAGUUGCAACUUGAAAGUGCACGGGAAGAGGCACUCCUGGAAGUUCAAGUGCUAGCAGCAUUAGGUCCUCACAAAAAUAUUGUGGGAUAUCGCACUGCCUGGUUUGAGAAUGAUAUUCUUUACAUUCAAAUGGAGCUAUGUGACCAGAGUCUGGCAAAUGCCAUUGAGAACGGGCUUCUAAAAUCAGAUGUGGACUUUCUUGAUGCAAUGUAUCAGAUUGCUCAGGCACUGGAAUUUAUUCAUGACCGCGGAGUGGUACAUCUAGAUCUGAAGCCCGAAAACAUUUAUGUCUGUGGUGGUACUUACAAGCUUGGAGAUUUUGGUCGUGCAAGACUUCUUGAUGGGACCCUCCAGAUUGAAGAAGGCGAUGCACGAUAUAUUCCCCAUGAAAUCAUGAACGGUAAUUAUGAACAUCUUGACAAGGCGGACAUGUUCUCACUGGGUGUCACUUUUUAUGAACUUGUAAAGAGAAAGCAAACUCCUGAUUCUGAAAGAGCAUUCGACAGGAGCAAAGAAAUCAAAAUUCCACUUCUUCCUGGUUUUUCAGUUUAUUUUCAAAAACUGCUACAGGCUUUGGUGGAUAACAAUCCAGUAAAAAGGCCUUCUGCAAAAGAUUUGCUAAAAAAUCCAGUUUUUGACAAGCUUCAAAGAUUGAAGGAAAUGUAACACCAGAUUAAGCGAUGAAUUUUCAACCUCUGGAAAUAUCAGGCGAUUCUGCAGCACGUACUUUUUGAGUGAUAUUCAGUAUGAGAAAAUUGUGGAAAUUUAGCUCAUUUUAUGGGAGCGAGCGGACUUCAAUCCUGUGCGGACAUAGGGUGCAUUCGAAGGUUUUUUUUGCUGCAGAGUUAUUCUCUGAAUGAUUUAUCAAGUUAAAGCAGUCUGCAUAGGAUUUGCUGACUGCAGGAUCUCUGUGCUAUCUCACAAAUGUAAGGCAUCCUUUAUAAAUUACAAGUGGACCUGAAGACAUCUAAAUUAUCUUGUAAUAUCUGAUCUAGUGGAACUUGAUUUUGGAAACUGUUUCAUCCCUUUUGAGCAUGUGUCAAAAGUCUAUUUUGGCAUUGUAAAUCAUCUUUUUGCAAGCUGUAUGUAAGCUCGAGUCAAAUCAAUGGAGAAUCUUAUUCACUGCAUUGCUCUUCAGUGGACUAAAAUGGGUGUACUCAUAAGGUGACAGAAUGGAUAGAUGGAUGAGAUAUUCUGAGUUAUUUUUUCUUUGGGCCAGGUGUAGCACAAGUGAUGGGUUUAACGUAAUGACAUAAAUCAAGUAACACCUUUAUUGUAGCAAUCUAACAUGCUGAAUUUGCUGUGUUCUUACGAAACGGCAGAGGAUGAACUCACUGUGUAGGUGAUGCUUCCCAGUAGAGAAGCCCUAGAUGCUUCCAAUGAACAGAAAUACCAGACUUGGAUUUGUAUCGAUUUCAACACAGUCAAAGCCACAUCAUCUUCUAGUAUAAUGAGCAAAUUAUAAUCCUUGUAGUACAUAAUGAAAGCUAGAUGCACUUUGAGGGCUUUCUUGCAUCCAUGGAUGUAUCUAUAGGCUAGGAAGAGUCGACCAAUAAAUUUUUUGUAUCAUUUGUAUUAGCGACAGGUUAUGAUAUAAGGGACACAGGAGACUUCAAUCCA
Messenger RNA from Cryptomeria japonica (Japanese cedar), 2681 nucleotides. Its product is annotated as wee1-like protein kinase. The record is from RefSeq and is a predicted model, not a curated record. Gene Ontology annotation, biological process: protein phosphorylation. NCBI's taxonomy places the organism in Eukaryota, Viridiplantae, Streptophyta, Pinopsida, Cupressales, Cupressaceae. The transcript has 10 exons. Bases 465 to 1727 code for a protein of 420 amino acids. Gene Ontology annotation, molecular function: protein kinase activity; ATP binding.